Molecule: messenger RNA, 1062 nt
Organism: Lobosporangium transversale
Lineage: Eukaryota; Fungi; Mortierellomycota; Mortierellomycetes; Mortierellales; Mortierellaceae
Product: Phospholipase/carboxylesterase
Exons: 5
Coding region: 313-1023 (236 amino acids)
Biological process (GO): protein depalmitoylation
Cellular component (GO): cytoplasm
Molecular function (GO): carboxylic ester hydrolase activity; palmitoyl-(protein) hydrolase activity
Source: RefSeq, a predicted model, not a curated record
AGCUCUCUUUGUCUCUUUGCUCCAGUUGCACAACAAGGUUACUCAACAGCACAGCACUGUACCUUCUCUCUUGCAUGGUUUACAUUCAAGGAGAACAUUGCUUUUGCACGUGUUACUCCUUUCCACUUUCAUCUCUCUUUCUCUGCUUUAAUGACCCGGAAUGGCAUCAUCUAGUCAUUCAAUAAAAGCUGAUUCUCUUCAUUGAUCUCAUCUUUUGUCCUUUCUUCAUUCUUUUCUUCAAUUUAAGCCGACCCGACCACUCUUUCCCGUACUUUCAUUAAACCAUAGGAUAAAGUAGAGUAAAAUAAAGCGAUGACACUCUCUCCCUCAAAGCUGACUUCUGUUGUUCUGGGGCCUACUGCACAGCACACUGCAACAGUCAUCUUUUUGCAUGGGUAUGGCGAUACAGGAGCUGGAUGGGCACCUUUUGGAGAGCAAUGGAGUAAACAACUACCUCACGUCAAGUUCAUCUUCCCUACUGCCCCUGCAAUCCCAAUUACGAUCCAAGGGGGAAAGUUAAUCCCUGCAUGGUUCGAUGUCAUUGUGGCUACUGCAAGUGGACGUAAGCAGGAUGAAGCAGGGCUUAUUCGGUCGCAACAAAGUUUAAUGCAACUCAUCCGUGAUGAGAUUGCACAGACCAAUAUCCCAGCCGACAGGAUCAUCGUUGGGGGCUUUUCUCAAGGAUGUGUCACUGCAGUUCUGGCCGCAUUGACGUUCGAGCACCGACUUGCUGGAAUAGUGGCCCUUAGCGGAUAUAUGCCUUUACAUGAAAAGGUCAUGACCAUGGUCAAGGACGCUAAUCGUAAUACGCCCAUCUUUUGGGGCCAUGGUGACUCUGACAAGACGGUGCAAUACGAUAUUGGUGAACAAUCUGUGGCUUUCCUUCAAAUGUACAACUACAAGGUCGAGUUUCACACGUAUGCUGGAAUGGGCCAUAGCGCAUGCACACAGGAGAUCUCGGACAUGGUCAAGUUCUUCCUAAAGAUAUUUGAAGAAGUGUCCCCUCUAAUGGCCAAGGCUUAAAAGUUUAAAAAAAAAUAAUAAUUAGUUAUGAAAUGUGUG